UCUAUAAAAGCCACUGACCAACGAAUGGCCAAAUUAGUUGGCCGAAAUUUUUCGGACGUCUCUUAACGUGCUACGUGAGUUGGGCAAAAUGUUGCCCCGAAAUAAAAAGAUUGGACUCCUUUUAAUAGGUUUAGUGUUCUGUUUGGUCAACAGUGAAAUUGCACCUACCUCCGCACUACAAUGUCAGCAUUGCGUUGGCGAAGACUGUGAUGAUCCAGCGUUGAAGGAUUGCACCAACGAGAAUGAUCAGUGCUACAUACGUCUCGAUGAAAGCUUUAACUUUAUUGGCAUGGGCUGUGCCUCGACACUGGGGGAUGAGACUGAAAUUGCUAAUUUAAUAAGAAAUAAAGAACUCUAUGUGUGUUCGGCAGAGAAUUGUAAUGAUUUCGAAAAUUUGCCACAAAUAAAUGAAUGUACCGUUUGCGAUUCGGCGAUGGAUGUGAAAUGUGCCAUACAGCCUACAAAUGCCGGUUCAUCGAAACGCUGCGGUGCUGUGCCAUAUACACAGUGCUAUGAACGUGUCAAUAUCACCAACGGUGGUACGACAGAGCGUGGUUGCAUCGCUGAACUGGAUGGUGAUGAUUUCUACAAUUGCCUCAGUGGAGUGGAUGAGAAUUGUAAAGUUUGCACAGGAGGUGGUUGCAAUACAGGGCUCGUCCCCGCCGACCGUCAACAAUGCCAACGUUGUGACUCCGAAACGGACAGCAAGUGCAGUAGCUUGCCAUCGGCGCUCUCCACAUGCCCCACAUAUAGCAAAAACGAUAAAUGCGUCUCGGUCUACGAGUCGGGUGUGACCCGCCGUGGCUGCGCCAGCGAAUUCACUUGCGAUGAAACUGCCAAAAAUUGUGAAAUCUGCAGUGGUAAAGGCUGCAAUAAGGCAAAUCUGAAGAAACGUUCCGAGGAAUUGUACGGUAUUUUCCAAGACUUGCCACUGAAUUGCUACACCUGCGUGGGUGAAGAUUGUGAGACGAGCAAAGGCAAAUUACGCAAAUGUGAGGGUGACUUGCAUCAGGAUUGUUUAACGGUCUUCAAUGCCGCUGGCAAAGUAUUGGCACGCGGCUGUGAGGCAAGCAUUACUGCUGAGCACCAAUCACAUUGCGACUCAAACCCUGCGCUGUGUUUCAAUUGUAAAUCGAACGGUUGCAACAACAAUACCGAAGUGAAAACGAAACAACAAUGUUUAUAUUGCUCUACAGCCGACAAUGCCGACUGCGCAACAAAUGUGAACGCGAUCACAAGCACACGCGCAUGCGUCGAAGGCUGUGUGACGGCGUUGUAUGAGCGCAAAACCAAACCGAAUGUCUACGAUUUGGCGCGCACCUGCUUCGAGGAUGUCGAAUUCGAUGAUCGCGAGACAUGCAACGCGGCGAAUAACUGUGUGAAAUGUACCGGCGAGAAAUGUAAUACGGCGCUGGUACCGGCUGAAGGACGUCUCUCUUGUUUGCACUGCAAUGGUGAUGAUUGCGAUAGUCCUGUGUCGGGUGUUUGCAGCACCUACUCGACGAGUGAUCAGUGUUAUAUUUUCUUUGAUCAUGUAACACAUCAGGCCGUGCGCAUGGGUUGCAAGAGCAGUGAGCCAGCUGGCGCGAUUUCCAAUGACGCGCUGCAUUAUUUCCUUUGUGAUGGCGAUGAUUGCAAUAAUUAUGACAAUUUACCGGAAGCCCAUAUAUGUUACGCUUGCGAUUCGUCAACGAAUGUGAAUUGUGCCAUCAAUCCCACAGCCAUUACAGCUCAAGUCAGAUGUCAAAUCAAUCCACACACCGACUGUUUUACGCGCAUCAAUGGAGCUGGUCACACUGUGCGCGGCUGUAUCAGCACACUGAAUAAUACAGAAUUCCUCAGUUGCCAUGAAGGCACACCCGGCGAGUACUGUCGCAUUUGUACACAAAGCGACUGCAAUAAAAGCGUCUUUCCCAGCAAUCGUCAACGCUGUUACCGUUGCAACUCCUACGACGAUCCCGAUUGCGCUACGAAACCCAGUGGUUACUCCGCAUGCCCGGUAUUUGACAACGAUGACGUUUGUGUGAGCAAAAUAAUCGAAGGCAUUGUGCAUCGCGGUUGUGGCACAGAGCUACAAUGUAGCGGCGGAAAGGACUCAAAGAGUUGUCGCACCUGUGAAGGUUCGGGUUGUAAUGAUCAUGUCUUCACGGAGUAUCCGAUUGGCAAGCCGGGUAUUUUCCAACAAUUACCCUUGAACUGUUACAAUUGCAAUGGCACGGAAGAGUGCGGCGGCAGUUUAGGAAAUGUGCGCAAAUGUGAGAAUUACAAAUAUCAAACAUGUACGUCGGUCUUUAAUGCAACUGAUGGGCAAUUAAUCGGACGCGGCUGUAGUGAUGACUGGCAGAAGACGUGUGACGAUGAUGAGCACACAUGUUACGAUUGCAAGUCGAACGGUUGUAAUGUGGCUAAGUCGACAGAUGACUAUAUCGAUUGUAUAUUUUGUGAUGCGCAAGUCGACGAGCGUUGUCUGACCGAUGUCGGUAAAAUACGACAACAUCGCGCCUGUUACAAGAGUUGUGUAACGGCAUUGUAUAAUCGCACCAAUAAUGUCACGCCUGUGCGUGAAUUAAUACGCACCUGUCUCGAUGAUAUGGAUUUGGAUGAUCGUGAAAUAUGCGCCGAUGGUAAAGACGAUAAUUGCAAGGCAUGCAAUGAUGAGUAUUGUAAUGAUGCCAAUGUUGGUGAACGCAUUUCAUGUUAUCAAUGUGUGGGCGAUGAAUGCCAAAACCCUACACCGAAAACUUGUCGUGCUGUGACCGAAGGCGAUCAAUGCUUCGUGGAAUAUGAUGAGACUAGAGCGAUCGUGGAAUUGGGUUGUAAGAGCAAAUACGAUCCGGCUGAAGUUAAGCAGCGUAUUAUAGCUAAACGUUUGUGGCUUUGUGAUGGCGAAAAUUGUAAUACUAUUGAUGCUACGCCACCAGAAAGACAAAUCUGUACCAUCUGCAAUUCGAUAACGGAUCCAAAUUGUGCGAUUGCGCCACAAAAUAUCCAAUCGCAAACUACGUGCGCCAAAUCACCUUACACACAAUGCUACUCACGGUUGUUAAAUGACGGUCACACGGAACGCGGUUGUUUGGCCAACAUUGAGGGUGAGGACUUCUACAACUGUUUGAAGGGCACAGAUGUAGCGAAGUGCUUAGCUUGCGUUGGUGAUGGAUGCAAUUCAGCGCUCUACCCCGCAAAUCGUUUGUCCUGCCAUAAAUGUAACUCCGCUGAAUCGCCUGAAUGUGAGAGUAAACCAGACGACUCCGGCUUGUGUUUGAAAUAUAGCGAAUUCGAACAGUGUGUCACCACCAUGGAUAAAUAUGGCUAUACAAUACGUGGUUGUAGCUCGCAAGUCAAAUGCGAUUCGGAUAUCUGUCAGAGCUGCAAUGAAGACGAUUGUAAUAGGAGCAAUAUUAAACGAAAAAUCAGCGGCCAAGCAGGACAAUGGCAGGAGCUACCGCUAACUUGUAAUGUCUGUGAUGGCAAAAGCGACUGCGCUGGCACACCAACGGAGCACGUUUGCGAAGACUACUUUGACUAUUGUAUGACAGUAUUUGACGAGGAUGGCAGUGUAGCAGCACGUGGUUGUAGCGCUGCCAUUGAGGCUGUACACGGUGCGUACUGUGAUGUGAACGCCGAUAAAUGUCAAAAUUGUAACUCGAAUAACUGUAAUACGGUCAGCGCCUUAACGGAUUAUGUCGAUUGUAUCUUUUGUGAUUCGGCCACCAAUGUUAGCUGUGUUGCACACCCUGAGAAUGUCGGUCAAUGGCGAAAAUGUAAUAAAUAUUGUAUGACAGCAUUACGUCCAAGAAAACAAAAUCCCAAUAUAUUUGAUUUGACACGUGGCUGUUUGGACGAUAAGGAACCAGCCGAUCAAUUGGUAUGCCGUGAAGGUAGCAGCGAAUGUGUGGCAUGCCAAGACGCAUCCUGUAAUACCGCAAUAUUACCAGAGAAGCGCCAAUCUUGCUACAUAUGUGAGGGUGAUGACUGCGCUACACCCGAAACGUCGGAAUGUACUGCAUACACGAAGAAUGAGCAAUGCUUCGUGUUGUUCGACACUAAAAGCGAUGUGCUGCGCAUGGGUUGUCGCAGCGAAUUGACUGCUGCAUUCAUAGAACAGAAUGAGCAUUUGUUGUUGCUAUGCGAGGAUGGCGAUAACUGCAAUUCAUUUGAGAGCUUCCCCAAACCGAUUACCUGCUUCCAGUGCGACUCGGUUGAGGAUGAGUCAUGUGCCAAUGAUCCGUCAGCAAUACAGGCAACAGCAACAUGUGCCGGUUUGCCACAUGUAGACUGCUUUGCGCGCGUACUCAGAGAUGGUACCACCCAACGUGGUUGUGUCAACACACUUAGCAAAUAUGACCUACUCGACUGUUUGAGCGGUGACGAUAGCCUCUGUCACUCUUGUAAGGAUAACCUGUGUAAUAAGGAGAUCUUCCCACCAAAUCGGCGUAGCUGUCACCGCUGCAAUUCGAAAGACGAUCCCACCUGCGAAAGCGCUCCAAACGCCGCUUCAGUAUGUCCGUACUAUGAUGAAUCUAACUAUUGUACGGUUAAAUUGGUUAAUGGUUACACCUACCGUGGUUGCAGUUCUGAGUUCCAAUGCGACGUUACAGACGCACAGUAUUGUCGCCACUGCAACUCAGACAAUUGCAAUACCGUUGACUUGAGCGCCUCCGAUAUCGGUGAGCCGGGUAAAUGGCAGGAUCUGCCAUUAACUUGCUACAGUUGUAAAGGCGAAGAAUGCCUCAACUCGGAUGGUAAACUCUCUAAAUGUGAAAACAAUAAUCUGCAAACUUGUCUGACUGUCUUUGGUUCGUGUGGUGUGGUGAGCCGCGGUUGUAGUGACGAAGUCUUGGCCACGCAAGCAGAAUACUGUGAAAACAACUCUGGCAAAUGUCUUGGCUGCAAAUCAAAUGCUUGUAAUAAUGCCACCAGUUUGGAACAAUAUGUCGAUUGUUACUCAUGUGACUCAACGAAGGACAUUCAUUGCGCUUUGGACUUUGUUGCUAAAGACAGCAAGCAACGCAAAUGUCAAGGACAUUGCGCUGUCGCAUUGUAUCCACGCAGCAGCGCAGAAAAUCCAGCCUACGAAUUGGCACGCACAUGUUUGGACGAUCUGGAGCUUGCCGAUCGUGAAAAAUGCUUGGCCGGUGAGCACGAGUUCUGUGUAGCAUGCGAGGGUGCGUUAUGCAACACCGCUGCAUUGCCGGCGAACAGACAUAAGUGCUACACAUGUGUGGAUGACGAAUGCACUGACUAUAAGGUGGCCGAGUGUAGCGCCUAUCAACCGAAUGAUCAAUGUUACAUAACUUUCGAUGAGGAGAAUAGCAUUUUGGAUAUGGGUUGUCGCAGUGACUUCGAAUCCGAUGUUGUAACGGAAUUAAUUAAACAGAAGAAACUGAAAUUGUGUGAUGGUGAGGCUUGCAAUGGACUGGACUUAAUACCCACCGCUAAAACUUGCGCGGUAUGCGAUUCCGAGAGCGAUGAACGCUGUGCGACCAACCCAAAUCUGGUGGCCGACACGGAACGUUGUACGAAUCUGCCGUACACUGAUUGCUAUACACGCGUGAAGGAGAAUGGUCAAACCGCACGUGGUUGUCUCUCCAACUUGCCCGAGGAUACCUUCUACAACUGCCUCUAUGACAACAGCACACUCUGUCAGACCUGCAUCGGUGAUAAAUGCAAUGGAUUAGACGUUUUCCCCACAGCACGUAGACAAUGCCAACAAUGUAGCUCCGAAACGGAUCCGCUUUGCAGCACAGUACCGAACAGCAACAAGGUGUGUCCGAUCUACAAGGAAAAUGAUGGUUGUGUCACCAAUUUGCGCGACGGCAUCACUACACGUGGCUGCGCGUCCAGCUUGAGUUGCGACGAUGAGAAUGACCGGAACACAUGUCGCGUUUGCACCACCAGCGGCUGUAAUACAGUGAACUUGGAGCGGGCUCAGGAACAAGGUGAACCCGGCAGAUGGCAAGAUGUGCCGAUCAAUUGUCGCACUUGUGAAGGAGAAGCGGAGUGCCAGAACUUGGGCAUCUAUCGUGUUUGCACCGGCAAUUUAUACCAAGGCUGUAUGACUGUCUUCAACACAGCCGGUAAAGUAAUACAGCGUGGUUGCAGCGACGCUGUCGAACAGAAAAAUAACGAGCUUUGCAAUGCGAACCCCGAAAACUGUUUGCGCUGCAACUCGAAUGGUUGCAAUAACGCAACACGUUUAGAGGAUUACAUUGACUGCAUUUACUGUGACGUGGAUAGCAAUGGCGACUGUUUGAACAACGUUGGUGCGGUGAAGCAAACACGUAAGUGUAACAAGUACUGCAUGACAGCGCUCUAUCCCAAAUAUGAUGAGCAAAACCCCGCCUAUGGUUUGGCUCGCACAUGCUUCGAUGAUAUGGACUAUGACGAUCGUGAGGCGUGCGCCGCAGGCAAAAAGGAACAUUGCCAUGUUUGUGCUGAGGCUAAGUGCAAUACGCAGACAGUGCCGGAGAAACGACUUAGCUGUAAUGUGUGUAAGGGUGAUGAUUGCCAGGAUCCACAGCCGCAGACAUGUGCCACAUAUCGCGAGGGUGACAAAUGUUACAUACAAUUCGAUGAGGAACGCAGCGUUAUCGCCUUCGGUUGCCGCAGCGAGUUCAGCAAUGCUGAAGCUGAUUACCAGCUACAAAAGAAACAUUUGCUCUACUGCGAUGGUGAUAAUUGCAAUACCUUCGAUGCGAUUCCACCCACGCAGAGCUGUAAGGUUUGUAACUCACGCACCGAUUUGUAUUGCGCCACCAGUCCCGUCAACGUCACAGCCAGCACUCGUUGCGCAUUAUCGCCAUACACCGAAUGUUACACACGCAUACUACAGGGUGGCCACACCGAGCGCGGUUGUCUCUCGAGCUUGUACGAUGACGAAUUCGUUGGCUGCUUAAACGGCAGCUCACCGAAUUGUCAAGCCUGCAGGGGUGACAAUUGCAAUGGUGAAUUGUAUCCAGAAGAUCGACUUUCAUGCCACAUUUGCGACUCCAACACGGAUCCGACUUGCACAAACAAACCAGACAAUGUGACCGUGUGUUCGUUGCACGUCGUCGGCGAUACCUGUGUCACAGCUUACCGUGGUGAUGUAACCUAUCGUGGCUGCAGUUCGAGCAUACGCUGUGAUGCCUCACAGCCGAGAUCAUGUUUGCCAUGCGAGGGCCCUGCUUGUAACACCAUCAAUUUGUCGCGUCGACAAGAUGAUAACUAUGGCAAAUGGCAAGAUCUGCCAUUGACUUGUCUCUCAUGCAGUGGUGCGUCGUGUGCUGCUGCCAGUAGUGUAGAGUCCGUCGUUUGUGCGAACAAUAACGAACAGGACUGCGUUACGGUAUUCGAUAGCGAUAAGGUUGUGAGACGGGGAUGUUACGAUGCGGUUGAGCAGGAAUACGGUGACUACUGUGACGAAAAUCCGGCAGCUUGUUUGAAUUGCAAGUCCAAUUCAUGCAACAAUGCAACAGCACUAACGCAAUACAACGAGUGCAUCUACUGUGACACACAAAAGAACCUGUCCUGUCUGUGGAGCCCACAAAGCGCUGCGCAGCGAACGCGUCAAUGUCAAGGUGGUUGCAUGACGGCGCUAUAUCUCUCAGAUAGUAGCAGUGAUCCCGGUUACGAACUAAUACGCACCUGCUUGGAUGAUAAGGAGGCCGCUGAUCGUGUGAAAUGCAACGAUGAGCAGUGCCAGAGUUGCGUGGGCAGCAAGUGCAAUUCUGUAGCGUUGCCGGCCGAACGUCUCAGCUGUUAUCAAUGUGAGGGUGACAAUUGCGACGAGCCCGAACUGAAAUUAUGUCCACUCUACAAGAGCGAAGACAAGUGUUUCACUUGGUUCGAUGAGUCGAACAGCAUUAGUCAAAUGGGUUGUGUGAGUUCUUUCCACGAUCAGGAAUUAACAGCGAUCAUCGCCACGAAACGUGUGCUUGUGUGCGAGGGUGACGCCUGCAAUUCGUUAGAUGCAGUACCGAGACCACAGAAGUGUGCCGUCUGUGAUUCGAGCGAGGAUUACACCUGCGCUGUGAGCGCACAAGAGAUUGCCACAUUCAACACCUGCAACGUUUAUCCGUACACCAGCUGCUACACCAAAUUGGUCAGCAACGAUGGUUCGACAACACGUGGUUGCUUGAGUGAUCUGCCAACCACAGAAUUCGUAGACUGUGUUUUGGGCAAUAAUAAGAACUGCAGUAUUUGUGUGGGAGACGGUUGUAAUCGUGAGGUUUUCCCUGAAGAUCGUCAAAAGUGCUACUCCUGUUCCAGCGAAGACGACGCUUCCUGUGAAUCGAAUCCCACAUAUCUCUUACCUUGUCCAUACGUUUCGGAGACUGAAAAAUGCAGAACCUCUUUAAGCAACAACAUUACGAUACGUGGUUGUAGCUCUGAAGUCUUGUGCGACAUUAAUGAUAAAAACUGCGUCUCUUGCAAUGGCAGCGGUUGCAAUAGCAUCGAUCUGCUGCACCGCGCCGAAAGCGAUGGCUUACAUGGCGUGUGGCAGGAGUUGCCGCUAAGAUGUCACAUAUGCGAGGGUGAACACUGUCUGCAUUCGUUGGGACCAGCCUACAAAUGCGCCGGCAAUACAGCACAAGACUGUGUGACUGUCUUCGCGGAGAAUGGUGAUGUGAAGCGACGUGGCUGCUUCGAAGAUGUCGAGAUCUAUGAGCAACGUUAUUGUCGUGAAAAUCCACACCUAUGCUUCAACUGCAAAUCGAACGAAUGUAAUGAUGCCUGGAAUAAGACCGACUAUAUUGAAUGUAAUUUCUGUAAUUCCGAAACGAACCCAUUGUGCUCAACCGAUCCACAAAACGCUAACUUCCCCAAACGCGCCUGCAACAAGGAGUGUAUGGUGGCAGUCAAGGGCUCACAGGUGAUACGUUCCUGUUUGGAUGACAAGGAGCUGUACCAUCGUCAUGAGUGUCGUGGCGAUAGCGAAGAAUGCUCCAGUUGUAACACACCCAAUUGCAAUAAUUUCGAUUAUCCCGAAAAUCACUUCAGUUGCCACGUCUGCAACGACGCUUCGUGCUUGACUAGUGUCAGUCAGCGUUGCGAGAAAGCGAUCGACAAUGAUUUCUGUUUUGCCAAAUACGAAAAUGGACGACCCGAAUUAUUGGGCUGUGCCAGUUCGCAGAGUCAAAGCGAUCUCGCAGCAUGGGAAUCGGCGAAUAAAUUGUACACAUGUCUGGAAAAGGACUGUAAUGAAAUUUCACGUUUGCCCACUGAAGGUGUACAGUGUGUGGCCUGUAAUUCAGAGCUUACGCCCGCAUGUGCACAAAACCCGGCAACCGUUGCAGCCAUCGCCUUAUGUCCAGCACCGCAAACGCAAUGUGUCACGCACUUGAAUGACGCGGGCCACACACUGCGCGGCUGUCUGAGCGAGUUGACUCAAAGUGAGCACGCGAAUUGCUUAGCUAACGGCAAAUGCACCACUUGUGAAGGAGACAAGUGUAACAAUGAGAUCUUCCCCAGCAAUCGUCGUAAGUGUCACAUCUGCCAGUCCAGGGUCAAUGAAAAUUGCUCUGCAGAUCCGAAUUACCUACAGGUCUGCCCCGUCUACUCGGCCAAUGAUCGUUGCGUGACGAAACGUAAUGAUUACACCGAGCGCGGUUGCGAGUCGCAAAUCACUUGUGACGUCAACGAUGGACAGAGAUGUAACAUUUGCGCUGGUGAUGGCUGUAAUACAGUCGAGCUGACUGGUGGUGCCACCGUGCUGUCCACAGCCAGUCUAUUGACAACAUUAGUGUUUGCUAUUGUUGCAAUGUUAGUGAUUACAUAGAUUUAAUUAAGCGAAAGGAGUCCAAUUUACAACGUAAAUGAUUAUGAAUGAACAAAGCAUGUUAACUACUUACUUACGUAACGAUUUAGCAUAAACAUAACGGUUUGUAUAUACUUAGAGUAAAGGAAGAAAGCAAUAACACAAUGUGCUAGAUAAUGUGUAUAAAUAAAAAUAAUAUUUUGCUUUUGUAUAACUGAAAUACUAUGCAAUAACGUGUCUAUAUACUUCGUAUAGAAUCACGCACUCAUUAAUUGAACGCUAAUAAAUGUACUUAGUAUACAUUUUUAUAUAGACAUAUGUAUAUAAAAUUUAUUCGCUUACAUUGUACAUUACAUGUUUGUGUGAAUUUUAGUUAACGAAAG
Molecule: messenger RNA, 10122 nt
Organism: Zeugodacus cucurbitae (melon fly)
Lineage: Eukaryota; Metazoa; Arthropoda; Insecta; Diptera; Tephritidae
Exons: 13
Coding region: 89-9760 (3223 amino acids)
Source: RefSeq, a predicted model, not a curated record